Molecule: messenger RNA, 1555 nt
Organism: Amaranthus tricolor (Joseph's coat)
Lineage: Eukaryota; Viridiplantae; Streptophyta; Magnoliopsida; Caryophyllales; Amaranthaceae
Product: calmodulin-binding protein 60 B-like
Exons: 7
Coding region: 69-1340 (423 amino acids)
Biological process (GO): regulation of salicylic acid biosynthetic process
Cellular component (GO): nucleus
Molecular function (GO): calmodulin binding; DNA-binding transcription factor activity; sequence-specific DNA binding
Source: RefSeq, a predicted model, not a curated record
UUACAUUCUCUCUAACUAAUUAUAUGCAAUUUUAUUUUUCCAGUUGAUUCUUUAAAUUAUCACUGAUAAUGAGGGAGUCAAAUAAAGAUAAUGAGGAGGGCAAUCAUCAAAGAAAUCAUCAGCUUAAGAUAUCUAAGUAUUUCUUUAAAGACAACAACUCGGUGCAGAAACAUUCUAGUUUCGUGGAGAAGGAAAUUCGAAAAAUGGUUCGAUCGGAAGUCGAGCACGCAUUUCAACUCUCAUCCUUCUGGUCACCAUUGCAAAGUGAUAAGAAUGAGCAAUCCGAAUCAAGACAUAUUAAGCUACAAUUUGAAACCAAACUACCUCGCGAGAUCUUCACCGGGAAAAAAGUUGAAGCUGAGGGGCCUUCACCCAUUAAAAUCCAGUUACUAGAUACAAUUUCUGGGAAACUAAUUACAGAUGGUCCAUUGUCAUCUAAAAAGGUAGAAAUUGUAGUUGUUAAGGGUGAUUUCGACCCAGAACAACAUGAGAGUUGGACAAAAGAAAUGUUCUGUAAACAGAUGGUAUCAAAGAGGUAUCAGAAAAGCCCACCAUUGUUGAAUGGGCAUCGUUCCAUUUCUUUGCAAAAUGGGAUUGGGUUUGUUGAGGAUAUUGUGUUUACUGAUAACUCUAGUUGGGGGAGAAGCAAGAUGUUUAGGUUAGGUGCUAAAAUGAAUGGUGAAGAACAACACCUAGUGAGGGAAGGAAUUAGCAAUCCUUUUAAAGUCAAGGAUCGUCGUGGAGAAAACUAUCAAAAGUGUAACAACCCAUCUCUUGAAGAUGAAGUUUGGCGUUUGUCCGGGAUAGCAAAAGAUGGGAAGAUCUGCCAAAGAUUGGAAGCACAUGAAAUUUUCAAAGUGAAGGAUUUGAUCACAUGUCAUGACAAUGACGAAUCUGUACUCCGCAAAAUACUGUCACCAACAAAGCUCAAGGCGAUAAUUCAAAAGGCUACUGCAUGUUUGACAGUACCAACAUGCAUAAAUAAGAGUGAAUGUGCUCAAGUUAACUUCCCUUGUGGUAGUAUUAUCAACCAAAAUAUCAAUACAUGCUCAGACAUGCCACAGUCUUGUUUUAAUGAAGAACAAGAGAUUCAAAUGCCAGGGAUCUAUGAACAGAACAAUUGCUUGGUUGAAAACAUGUUACAAGGAUCUUAUGAUAAUGUCCAUGUCCCUUCAUGCUAUCUUGAUGAUUAUUUAGUACCACCAUCUCCCGCUACUACAUUUCAGGCUCAAACCGCAAUGGUGGAACAAGACAACGACUUUUUGGUUAGUUAUGGCUAUGAUUCCAACACAGGAAUGUUGCCCUCUAAUUCAUGGAUUCCAAACCCCAAAAGUGGUUGAGAAAAGGUUCCGAAAGAAGAGAAGGUUUCCUUGUUAUAGUUAGCUAUAUGAUAUUUGAUAUAUUAAUUCAUAUAGAUGCUUUCAAUCUUUUCAAAUUAAGACUUUAAGAUUGUUAGUGUAGAUCAGUACCUUAGGCAUUUGAGCUAAACACUUUCAUUUGUAAAAUACUACCAUAAUAAAACUUGCAUUACUAAUGUAAAACUAUAUAUGAAGAC